Molecule: messenger RNA, 2128 nt
Organism: Olea europaea var. sylvestris
Lineage: Eukaryota; Viridiplantae; Streptophyta; Magnoliopsida; Lamiales; Oleaceae
Product: polyubiquitin-like
Exons: 2
Coding region: 136-1965 (609 amino acids)
Biological process (GO): modification-dependent protein catabolic process; protein ubiquitination
Cellular component (GO): nucleus; cytoplasm
Molecular function (GO): ubiquitin protein ligase binding; protein tag activity
Source: RefSeq, a predicted model, not a curated record
GCCCAAAAUAUAGGUCGGCUUUGGCGGCUCUCGCUUCGGUGUCUAUAAAUAGGUACAAACCCUAAACGUUCUUCAUUAGAUUCAGAUCUUGUUAUUUUCAAGUAUUUUGGUUUCAAGAAUUCGCUGCCUAUCAAGAUGCAAAUCUUCGUCAAAACCCUAACUGGAAAGACCAUCACUCUAGAGGUGGAAAGCUCCGAUACAAUUGACAAUGUAAAAGCCAAGAUACAAGACAAAGAAGGAAUUCCACCAGACCAACAAAGGCUGAUCUUUGCUGGAAAGCAACUUGAAGAUGGUCGGACCCUUGCUGAUUAUAACAUCCAGAAGGAGUCCACCCUCCACUUGGUUCUCCGUCUCCGUGGAGGCAUGCAAAUCUUUGUCAAAACUCUCACAGGGAAAACCAUUACCCUUGAGGUUGAGAGCUCUGACACGAUUGACAAUGUCAAGGCCAAGAUCCAAGAUAAGGAGGGAAUUCCCCCGGACCAGCAGAGAUUAAUUUUUGCUGGCAAACAGCUUGAAGAUGGCAGAACCCUUGCAGAUUACAACAUCCAGAAGGAAAGCACACUUCACUUGGUGCUAAGGCUCCGCGGAGGCAUGCAAAUUUUUGUGAAGACCCUUACCGGGAAGACUAUAACGCUCGAGGUGGAAAGUUCUGACACUAUUGAUAACGUGAAGGCAAAAAUCCAGGACAAAGAAGGCAUUCCCCCAGAUCAGCAGAGAUUAAUUUUUGCUGGCAAACAGCUAGAAGAUGGCAGAACACUUGCAGAUUACAAUAUCCAGAAGGAAAGCACCCUUCACUUGGUGCUAAGGCUCCGUGGAGGCAUGCAAAUUUUUGUGAAAACCCUUACCGGGAAGACUAUAACACUCGAGGUGGAAAGUUCUGACACUAUUGACAACGUCAAGGCAAAAAUCCAGGACAAAGAGGGCAUUCCCCCUGACCAGCAGAGAUUGAUUUUCGCUGGCAAACAGCUAGAAGAUGGCAGAACUCUUGCGGAUUACAAUAUCCAGAAGGAAAGCACCCUUCACUUGGUGCUAAGACUCCGUGGAGGCAUGCAAAUAUUUGUGAAGACCCUUACUGGGAAGACUAUAACACUCGAGGUGGAAAGUUCGGACACUAUUGAUAACGUCAAGGCUAAAAUCCAGGACAAAGAGGGCAUUCCCCCUGAUCAGCAGAGGCUUAUUUUUGCUGGGAAGCAGCUUGAGGAUGGCCGCACCCUUGCUGAUUACAACAUUCAGAAGGAGUCAACCCUUCAUUUGGUGUUGAGGCUGCGUGGUGGUAUGCAGGUCUUUGUGAAAACUCUUACUGGGAAGACAAUAACGCUGGAGGUUGAGAGCUCAGACACAAUCGACAAUGUGAAGGCUAAGAUCCAGGACAAGGAGGGGAUCCCACCAGAUCAGCAGAGGCUGAUCUUUGCUGGCAAGCAACUCGAGGAUGGAAGGACCUUGGCUGAUUACAACAUUCAGAAGGAAUCCACCCUUCACUUGGUCUUGAGGCUUCGGGGUGGUAUGCAGAUUUUUGUGAAAACCCUCACUGGGAAGACAAUCACUCUCGAGGUCGAGAACUCCGACACCAUUGAUAAUGUGAAGGCCAAGAUCCAGGACAAGGAGGGUAUUCCUCCAGACCAGCAGAGGCUAAUCUUUGCUGGUAAGCAGCUUGAAGAUGGACGUACAUUGGCUGAUUACAACAUUCAGAAGGAAUCUACCCUUCACUUGGUGUUGAGGCUUCGUGGUGGUAUGCAAAUAUUCGUCAAAACGCUCACCGGGAAGACUAUUACCCUCGAGGUGGAGAGCUCUGACACCAUAGAUAAUGUCAAGGCUAAGAUCCAGGACAAGGAGGGGAUCCCACCAGACCAGCAGAGGUUGAUCUUUGCCGGAAAGCAGCUGGAGGAUGGAAGGACUUUGGCUGAUUACAAUAUCCAGAAGGAAUCUACCCUUCACCUUGUUCUCCGUCUCAGAGGCGGUUUCUGAAUGUUUUAGUCUUCUUGAAUGUUCCAAACUCCAUGCUUACUUUUGCUUCAAACUUUUAUGCAUGUUUUUUCUUUAUAAUGAUUGGUCUGUAAGCCUGUUAAGGCGUAUGAAGUUUUAUGGUGAUGUGUUUUAGUAUAUGAAUAAAACUCGUGUUUAAAGUUUA